This is a messenger RNA of Scomber scombrus (Atlantic mackerel), 2719 nucleotides long. It is a transcript of the gene exoc3l4, whose product is annotated as exocyst complex component 3-like 4. Gene Ontology annotation, cellular component: exocyst. The transcript is spliced from 14 exons. Gene Ontology annotation, biological process: exocytosis; base-excision repair; exocyst localization. Lineage: Eukaryota; Metazoa; Chordata; Actinopteri; Scombriformes; Scombridae. The record is from RefSeq and is a predicted model, not a curated record. Gene Ontology annotation, molecular function: DNA N-glycosylase activity; DNA-(apurinic or apyrimidinic site) endonuclease activity; SNARE binding. Bases 222 to 2609 code for a protein of 795 amino acids.
UGCUCUCCUGUUUCACAUGUUCUUUUUAACCAUUUUUUCAGCCACUGUCAGCAAGAAUUUCCCUUUUUUGUUUAGAUUCAUAUCUUACUUUACCAGUAAGAUAAGGCUACAGAAAGUGAAAGUGGGACGAGAGAGAAAGAGAACAGGUGAUAAAAGAGAAGGAAGGAGAGUCAUUUUCUACCUGAGCUGCGCAGCUGGAUGUUUAUUGUUAGCGUGAUGAGAUGUCCCAAAUGAUGGACAAGUCUACAGAAACCCCCGAUGAGGACAGAGUGUCCAUCAGCAGCAAUGACAGGACGCCGGCUAACGUGACGAAGAUGGGCAGGAUGGAGUCGUUCAGAAACAGCGUGCGACGCGCGGUGGAGAAGAGCCCGCUUUCACCUGUGGCCAAGGGGUUAAAGGUCACAGCUGAAGCCAAGUCAGAUGGAAAUCAGAAGGGGUCGCCGCAUCCGCAAACUCCUUCAUCACCCAGUCCGAGCGCCGGCACUCCAGUGACCUCUCCUCUGAAAAACAUGGGAUACGAGGACACUCCAGCACGAAAGUCAAGCAGUUUGCCACGUUCAAUGACAGAUCCCAAUAUGUUAAAAUUCUUUAGGGGAGAUAAAAAUUAUUCAAGUCUUCCCUUCUUCCACAAGAAGAAGAAGGAGAAAAGGAGAAAAAACAGCAAUCAGGAGGAGCUUGCUGCUGUCUCUGAAGGGAUACUGGAGGAGAACAAUGUGAAGACAGAGGAGGAGGAAGAGGAAGAGGUGGACGGGGAGGAGAUUGAAGAGACGUAUGCACUGGCUGAGUUACCUCACACACCUUUAUCAGUGAUGCAGAUCAACAAGUUGAUAGAGAAUGAGGUGCUGGAGGAGGCUCACCUGAACCUGCUCGCCCUGCGGCAGGAGUUCCAGCAGGAGCAGGAGCAGUGUGGCGAGGACUCCAUGGAGCUAGCCAAAAAGGAAAAGGACCUCAGCCUCCUCUACGGGGAACUGAGGAACAAGAUAAAUAGCUUGGUGCGCGACUCCAACUCCCUUCCCAAUAGAAACAAGGAGCUUCUGGUAUACGUGUCUCGCAUCAUCCAGGAGGAGGAGAAGAGGGCCAAGGAUCCUGGAGGGCUACCUGGCAGCUGGAUGGAGGCCUGGAGGGAGGCGGUGCUUGAGGGGGUGCAGGCUAAGUUAAAGAGCGUUCACCUGGAGCAGAAGGAGAAGAACGCCUCCUGGUUGGCUGUUCACCUGGGUCUGCUGGGUAAGGCCAUCGUGGAGGAUCUGGAGAGCGUUAGGAGACACCUGCGAUGGUCGUACCCGCCCAGCUUCAGAGUCUUCAGCACCUACGUGGACAGUUAUCACAAAGCCGUCGGGCAGCACCUGAAGACGGUGGAGCAGCAGGUGAUGGAGCUGAAGGAUCUGUACGCUCUGCUGGACUGGAUCAUCAACCGCUACAAGAGCGAGAGGAUCAUGGGAAGUGUUUCCCUGCAGCCGGACAUGAAGGAUGAGAGCACCGACCUCCAGCUGGAGGAAAACUUCCUGAAGCGCCUGAAAAACAAAUACUGCUGCAGAGUGAAGGCGGAUGUGAGAUCUACACUGGACAGAAUUAUUACAUUUGAAAAUGAGGAUGUUUGGAGAGAGAGAAGAAGUCCAGACAAGGAUGACGACUUCCUCGACUCUCCAUUUCACAUGGACAUCUGGACGAAGGUGAAAUCAUUUGCUACCAACUCUAGAAAAAUUGAUGCUGAACUGGAACAGAAAGCGGUUUGUUCCUGCCUCGAAGAGCUGAAAGACUUCCCCGGGAGAUUUGAGGCGGAGUUCAGGCGUCACUGCAGCGCUCUCAAACCACAACCCCUCUGGACGGAGUAUCAGAUAACCUACAUCAACAGCUUUACCUCUUUACUGCAGCACAUGGAGGGAUACCGGGACUCCUGUCCGGAUCAGGUGGAAAAGUUCGGACGAGAGGUGAACGGGCUGAUGGACUGGCUCAUCGGGGGUCUGGAGGACCACUACAAAGAAGAUGUCAAGCCGUACUUGAGGAGGAUGAUGACGAGGAAGUGGCUCACCGUCGACGAAGACUUUGAGCAGCUGUACAGGCGGACAGAGCUGCUUUCCCAGCACUGUGCUCUCAUGAGACCUCCACAUGUCCAGAAGUUCGCGAGGGAGCUGCACUAUUAUGUGGUGAAAGAAUACAUCGGACAGCUGAUGAAGAAUAACUACUCGUGCAAGAACCGGAAACACGAGAAAGCGGCGGGCAAGAUCCGUCGUCAGUGGGAUAAACUCGUUGAACUGUUUGAGAACAUGAAGUCGGAACAAGACUGGCUGCACCAUGUAGGAGACGAGCUGAGCGACAUCAUCGGACAGAAAAACAAGGCGGACAUUAAAAAACACCUGCAGCCUUUAGUGGAGCAUUACCCAGACUUCAGCAAGAAGCACCUGAUUGCUGUUCUGACCUUUAGAGGUCUGCUGAGGGGCAGCGAGCACCGGCUGAUCCUCCAGAGACUAGCCGAGCUGAAGAAGAAACCUGGCGUUGCCGCCGGCGACAAGAAACAAGUUUUAUUUAACGACAUGCAGGUCACCGUCAACACAGACUGUCUGUCCAAUCUGCCGUUCAGCUGCUUCAACUUCCUGCUGCCUGACAACUAGUAAAACAUGGCAGACUACGUGCAUCAUAUCGCUGCGUGACAGAAGAAUAACAGCGUCGAGAAGUCACAGAAAAGGUUGUUAGUCACAGUUUUAAUAAGAUGGUUUGACAU